AUGGCUGAAACAGAAGCAAUCGAGCAAGCUUUGGCCGUGCGCGACCUCGGAGCGCUGCGAGACCUCGCCUUCCAGCCCGGUGGCUAUGGACAAGACGAUGGUUUAAGGCUGCACUGCUGGGGCGCGCUCGUCGGCGUCGAUUUCGAAUCGCUCCCGCCGCUCGACGUCGCGUCAGCCGCGGAGACCUCGUCGCACGGUGAUCGCAGCACUGUGGCCAAGGACGUGAAUCGCAGCCUCUGGGCGGCGGGCGAGCGCCGCGGCUGGAGCGAGAAGGUGCGCAAUAAGCGGCGAAGGGCGCUAGCUCGGGUGGUUAAUGCGACUUUUGAUGAGUCGCAGCACUACUACCAGGGAUUCCACGACGUCGCGGCGGUCGUCCUGGACGUCUCGGGUUUCCAUCCGGCUGGUGAGCGGAGAGCCCUCGCUAUCUGCAGGGCGCUCGCUCGCAGAAGACUCUCUGAUGCGUGCAAGAAAGACUUCGCCGACGUGUCGACGGCGCUCAAGCUACUACCUCCCUUGAUCCAUGCACUCGACGGUGAGCUGGGGCAAAUACUAUUCCGCCCUCACGAUCCCGAGUUCGCGCUGCUCCUCGAACCGCUCUGGGCGCUGUCGUGGGCCGUGACGCUCUUCGCGCACAACGUCGACGAUCGCGCUUCCCUGUUCGUGCUCUGGGACCGCUUGCUUGCGGCGCCGCCGUGCUUUUCGCUCUACGUAGGCGCAGCGCUCGUGGCACACAAUCGCGAGUCACUCAUCGCGACCGCGAUGGAAGACGACGCCGCGCCGUUUCUCCACGGCGCGCUGUCGAAGCUGCCUGGCUUGACGUCAGGGCCUGCGGCGUGGGACGCCAUCGCCACGUCCGCGCGACGGCUCCUCUCCACGACGCCGCCGGCACGCGCGGUCGCGCGGGCACCGCGGCGCCUUCGCAGUUACCUUAUACCGGUCCGCGACGUCGUCCGGACUCCGUACUUCGGGCGCGCGGCGCCCGACGGACCCGUGUUGCUCAGCGUUGCCUCAUCGGCGCCGGACGCCGCGCCGCCGAGACGCCGCAAUCGGCGCCGGCGCCGCCGCGACGACCAGCCUCUUGCUAUUGUGCCGGCGCGACGACAGCGCGUCGUCAUCGCGCGGCGCUUUUCGGUGGCCGUCGCCCUCGCCGCCAUUCUCGGCGGGCUCGUGACAGAGAAUGCCUUGUUGCGGGCUUUUCUCGAGGACCCGACGACAUGGUGGCGGGCGCUCGUGCAGAAUCUCCUGACCUAGUCUGUGUUUAAACAUGUGUUAGUUA
Pelagomonas calceolata is the source of this 1276-nucleotide messenger RNA. NCBI's taxonomy places the organism in Eukaryota, Pelagophyceae, Pelagomonadales, Pelagomonadaceae. The record is from the annotation of a GenBank genome assembly.